AUGACGGGGACAUUUCGAAGUUCUGAAUGUUUACGCUGUGCAGAUGUGGGGACGUUUAAAAAUGAUAUGUGCUCUGCUUGUGAGGGUGUGCCAAAUCUUCCAUCUUUCAAGAAACGCCAAUUAUUGUGAAGUGAAAGAAUUGGUUCUGAUGGUAAGAGAAACAACUCCACAAUUAGAAACGACUUCCUUUCCACAUUUGAGAUGCAACAGAAAUUAAAAGAACAGAAGGAAAAGCUGGACGAUAAAGAAUCUCAGUUGUUUUUUCUCAAGUCCAAGAAUUUAAAGCCGAGAAUGCGAAAGCGUUCUCUCGAUGAAAAAUUGGCCGAGUUCGCAAGACGUGGCUCGAUGAAAGCCAUUUGCCACAAUCUGGAUAAGGCAGCGCAAAACGGUUAUUUGAAGGAUAGAAACACCCUGGUCGGUGUACUGCAAACUGUUGCAAGAAAAUUUCAUGUUGGAAAGAACGGGGGCCGUUAUCAGUCUUCUUUUAAGCUGUUUCUGGAGGUUCUGCUACGUUGGGGCGGACCAAGAUCGAAUUGCGACAUUUGUAGCUAUCAACCUUUGUGGGCCAGAAAUUCACUCCAUCUAUCGCUGGCGAAACCAACAUUCUAG
Molecule: messenger RNA, 609 nt
Organism: Porites evermanni
Lineage: Eukaryota; Metazoa; Cnidaria; Anthozoa; Scleractinia; Poritidae
Source: the annotation of a GenBank genome assembly